This is a messenger RNA of Raphanus sativus (radish), 604 nucleotides long. RefSeq lists its product as uncharacterized. Bases 36 to 473 code for a protein of 145 amino acids. The transcript has 3 exons. NCBI's taxonomy places the organism in Eukaryota, Viridiplantae, Streptophyta, Magnoliopsida, Brassicales, Brassicaceae. The record is from RefSeq and is a predicted model, not a curated record.
GAGCUUUUUCCAUUUUGUGUAAAGUGCUGCGUUUUAUGCCUUGGCGAGCAAGGAGAUUUGCGUGUUGUACACGCAGAAGAUUGUUACAAGAAAAAGGUGUAUAUAUACACAUAUCGUCUCUCAGCUUGCAGAGAAAGGAAAGAGAAGUAGAUAAACAAGGAAAGAGAAGAGACUUCUUUGCAGAGAAACGAGGAUUCAGGAAGAGAUGGAAAGCCAGAAGGAGCCACAAGCUGCAGUUUCUACGACAUCUUCUUGCAGGAAGUAUGCCAAUGAUGACAACGCCACUUUCCUUGCAAACCUCAAAGACCACUUUAACGAGUUCAUCAAUGCCUCUAUGGACGAACACAAGACUUGCUUCAAAAACACCAUCGACAAGAUAUUCGGGAGGUCAAAGGAGGUUGAGGCCAAGGAAGUCGACAGUCGCCCUCCUCUUUAGGCAGCAGAUUCAACUUGAACUUGUCGUUCUUCUCUGAGCUUCAAUGUUCCUUUGCACAACUUGCAAGUUUUUUUUUCAUUAUUAUCUUAGCUGAACUGUUUCUAUCAUGUUGCAAAAAUUCUCAAGUGUUGGGGGUGUUAAUAUAAUCAACGAACCCGCUUUCUAACC